UAUUUAUCUCAGUGCAUGCCUCUUUCACCGUACUCCGGUGCCCUUGUCAGCAAUCGCUUGGUUUGUGCUAGGGAGGAAGCACUGAAACAACAUAAAGAGUUAUCUCAAGAACUAGUCAACCUGCGAGGAGAACUAGUAACAACUUCUGCAGCUUGUGAGAAAUUGGAGAGAGACAGGAAUGAACUGCAAGCUACCUAUGAAGGAUUCCUGCAGAAAUUAAAUGAGCAGCAUCACAGCGAUUUAGCUGAACUGGAGGAGAGGCUCAAGCAGUUUUACACCGCAGAAUGUGAGAAGCUCCAAAGUAUCUGCAUUGAAGAAGCUGAGAAGUACAAAGCGCAGCUCCAGGAGCAGGUGGACAACUUAAAUGUCACACAUGAAAACUUAAAGCUGCAACUUGAAAACAGCCACUCAGAAAAAGUAGAGGAGCUGAAAAAGAAAUAUGAAUCCUCUUUUUCGGAGCUCAAGAAUGCCCAUGAAUCUGAAAGGAAGUUGCUUGAAGAUUCCUUUAAGGAGAAGCAGGAAUUGCUAGAGAAAAAAAUUGAUGAAUUGAAAUGUGAAAACAUCACUUUAAGUGAGAAGCUGAAAUUAGAAGAGCAAAAACAAACAGCCAAAGAAAAAGCCAGUCUUAAAAACCCGCAGAUCAUGUAUCUGGAACAGGAGCUGGAAAGUUUGAAAGCAGUGCUGGAGAUCAAGAAUGAGAAACUCCAUCAGCAAGAUAUAAAGUUAAUGAAGAUGGACAAACUGGUGGAAAACAACACUAUCCUAAUGGAUAAAUUAAAGAAGGUUCAACAGGAAAAUGAAGAAUUAAAAGCUCGGAUGGACAAGCACAUGGAACUUUCAAGGCAACUUUCUACUGAGCAAGCUGUUUUACAGGAGUCCCUAGAGAAAGAAUCGAAAGUCAACAAACGGCUGUCAAUGGAAAAUGAAGAACUUCUGUGGAAGUUGCAUAACGGUGACCUAUGCAGCCCAAGAAAACUGUCUCCCAGUUCUCCAUCUGUGCCUCUUCAGUCCCCACGAAAUUCUGGUAACUUCUCUAGUCCUACAGUCUCACCAAGAUGACAUCUCUUGAAAGAAAGGGGAUUGCAUUUCAUUCGUGGUCUGCAGAACUGAUCAUAACUUUAAUUGCAGGAGCAAGAGCUAUAUUAGCUGAGUAUGACAACUAAACAUAACUGGAAACUUGGUGCAAAAAUGAUGAUAAGAGACUGAGACUAUGGGAGUAAGACUCACGUAGCUUCUCCCAAAAAGACUUGUUUAUGACCUCCAUGGACAGAGUUGCACAAAGCACUUAGAGAGCAAGGAAAGACUUCUUCAUUGCCUUUUCACCUAACCAUAAAGAAAAGCUCAGGGGCUUAGAGAUAAAGAUCACAACCUUUAUAAUAUGUUCCUUAUCACAGACACUUUUUUUAAAGGCUGUUUGUUUGCGUGUGCGCAUGUGUGCUGUGGAUGGAAUGGAUGUAACACACCGUGCGUGUGUCUAAUGCUGCCUUCUUUGCUGUGUAUGUAAUAAAGGAUAAAAGCUGAAGACUACAGAUUGACAUGUACUUCCUUAACAAUGGUGUCAGCGCACGCUUUUAGCCAAGAGUACUCUCACAAAAAUGAUGAGAGACAGCCACUGGUGCAGUAGGUCAGUCUCCUUCAUCUUCCUGUCUUCAGAGGAAAAAAUAGUGUGAAAAGCUUAGUCCAUUGACUCCGUGUCUUGGCCUACCUUUCUAUGCAACUUUGAAUGAAUUUUAAAAGCAAACUGAAUUGUAGCCAUAUCGUGCAUGCACAAGAGCAUCGGUUAUGAAGAGGCUGUUAGUUGCAGUAGAUUUUGUCUUUCAAGUCAACAGACUCAGAAUCUGACCUUGAAGGACACUGAUUCUGAAGUUCUCAGUACAGGGGCAGGGUUAGGUACCCAGACCUAUCACUUUACCUGCUGAAAACGAAUCCUUAAACAGCACGUCCGUUGCUGAGACCAUCAGUUGAAAGAAAAACAAGAUUCGGAAGCCAAAGAGAAAACUGCAAUAAUUAAGUGCUCAAGUUCUCAAUAAGAUUCUUAAGUAAUCUGUGAGUUUCAGUGCACCUGGUGGCAUGUUCACUUUUUAAGUAUUAGCAUUUGUAUUAACAUUUGUUGGAGUUGACUCAGUUCGUGUAUGGAAGACAGGGAAGGUGAUAGCUGUGGGUAAUUGUCUUGCUAAGUCUGCUACACCUUUUCUCUGAGACUGCAGGGUAUCACUGUUUGCCAGUUCAUCUGGCAAAAGAUCCUGUACAGGAAGUGCUGUAGAGUAGGGGAAAAAUUUGUCCUGCCUGCUGAACCUGGGGGUUGAGGGUGUCAGCAUGUCCAGAAAUGUCGUAUGCUGAGUUUCAGCUUCACCAAGGUAAUCACAUAGCCUGGCUACUCCCUCGGUUAGACCUGUUUUAAAAUCUCUACAUCAUAUCUCCUAAACACAGGUUCAAAUCAGUAUUCCAAACUCCAUGCUUACAACACUGGGUUUGGGUUUUUCGAUGCCAUUUCCAGCACCACCAUAAGUUAUGUAACAGUGUAGCUAAUGCUGUCAGCUAGCUCUACAGUUGACUGUUACAAUAAGAUACAACCAUGUUCACCCAUGUUUUCCAGUAGCUUGAGAACAGAAAUUGAGGAGAUGGAAAGUGUUUAGGGAACUGAACUGGAGAACCACUUCAAGCCACGUUACCCAAGACUUCAAUCUUAAUGAUGAAUGUAGAAACAAGACUGGUAACAGUGCUCAUACAAAAGUAAAUGUGUAAUAUAUUAAACUUGUGGUCAAUUCAUGAAACAAAAAUGUUUCAUCAUUCAAUUUACUUAAUCUUACAUUACGUGCAAGUUAAGGGUCCAUUUUACAGACUAUUACACUCUCUUAACCCCCUUUUAAGGCACUGUACUUGCCACUGUUAGUGAUCUCAAUGCUUUUAAUUUUCUGGGGUUUCAAAUUUAAUUAUGAAAAUCCUCUGUGGGCUAAAACUUAAGGUAUAUACUGGAACACUCAUCUGCUAUGGUCAAAGAGAUUUAAUCACAUGUAUUUGAACUGAAUGCUUAAAAAAUAAAUUUUUGUACUAAUUGAAAGGUUUU
This is a messenger RNA of Meleagris gallopavo (turkey), 3067 nucleotides long. The record is from RefSeq and is a predicted model, not a curated record. Lineage: Eukaryota; Metazoa; Chordata; Aves; Galliformes; Phasianidae.